AUGCUCGUCGUCGGUCUGACAGGAGGCAUCGCCUCUGGCAAGUCCACCGCCAGCUACCUCAUCUCCAACCACCCAGCGGGCAUUCCCAUCAUCGACCUCGACCUACUUGCGCGCGAGGUGGUGGAGCCCGGUCAGCCUGCCCUUGCGGCGCUGCGUUCCGCGUUUGGUGCGACCGUCAUCAACGAAUCUGACGGCACUCUCAACCGCGCAGAACUCGGGAGACUCGCAUUCGCAACACCUGAAAAGACCAAGGUGCUCAACAAGAUCACCCACGGCGCCAUUCGUCGUCGCAUGGUCUGGAAGCUCAUCGGCUACUGGGUGCGAGGCUACAAGGUCGUCGUCGUCGAUACGCCGCUGCUCGUCGAAGCCGGACUAUGGAAGUUCUGUGGCGAGCUCGUGCUCGUCUACUGCCGUCGCCAAGAUCAACUCACCCGCAUGCUUGCGCGCGACGGCCGGUCCAAGGGCCUCACCGAGGCUGACGCCAAGCAAAGGCUCGAAGCGCAGCUCCCGCUCGACGACAAGCUCGUAUAUGCAGACACCAUCCUUGACAACUCGGCAGAUCUAGGCGAUAGGCUGGACGACCACAACGAGCUACAGGCGCCAGAAUGGACAAAGGGUCUCCAGAAGCAGACGCCGCUUGCCCUUCGUAUUCAGGUCGACAGGAUGGUCGCCAGGUGGGUCGACAGCUACAGCGGACUCGGCAGCCUCAGAUGGCUCCUGCAGUGGCUGAUGCCACCAAUCGGCCUCCUUGCAGGUGCAUGGAGAGCCUGGGGUCGCACAGCCACCGUCAAGUCGCGGCUCGCUUCCGGUCACAAACCCAACCUUCCAAGCAGCAAGUUGUAG
Molecule: messenger RNA, 843 nt
Organism: Moesziomyces aphidis
Lineage: Eukaryota; Fungi; Basidiomycota; Ustilaginomycetes; Ustilaginales; Ustilaginaceae
Source: the annotation of a GenBank genome assembly